Messenger RNA from Parnassius mnemosyne (clouded apollo), 777 nucleotides. The record is from the annotation of a GenBank genome assembly. Lineage: Eukaryota; Metazoa; Arthropoda; Insecta; Lepidoptera; Papilionidae.
UUGGACGAAAUAAUAAAAUUUCUUGAUGAAAGGGGUGAUGAUUAUCAGCAAUUGCAUGAUUUAGACUGGCAAUGUGAUUUAGCUAUUUUGGCAGAUUUUACUGGAAAACUGAGUACAUUAAAUCUGAAUCUACAAGGCAAGAAUAAAACAUUAACAGAAAUGAUGAGUUCCAUUGCAUCGUUUCAAUGUCAAAUAUCGUCUAUGAUAGUUGACAUAGAGAAGAAAAAAUUUGAACAAUUUGUUAACAUCAAGGAUCAUAUGGAAAAACAUCCUAACUACAAUUUCAUUUCCAAGAAAUAUAUGACAGAAAUUAGAGCAGUGGUAGCAGACUUCGAAAUUCGCUUUGGUGAUUUCAGAAAAAUUGAGAACUUGGUUCAAUUCAUCAGUUAUCCGUUCAAUGAUUCCAUUGAUCAUAGUGAUAUCUAUGAAUUGGCUACAAAAUUUGCAGAUACAUUUCAAAUGGAGCACAUGAUGUUACAAAACGAAAUUAUUACUCUGCGCUGCGACAUAUUUCUUAAAGCAAAGUCAUCCUCAGGUCAAAAUUUCUGGGCAUUGGUUUCUAAAGAAAAAUAUCCAAAUUUGAAGAAUUUGGAUAUUUUUCAAGGUUCAACAUAUUUAUGUGAAUCAGCAUUUUCCUACUUAAAGCAAACAAAAAGUAAACACCGUUCUCGCUUGACAGACGCUCAUACAUUGGAUUCUUUAAGGUUGGCAAUCUCCAACUACAAACCUGAUUAUGCUAAACUAGUGGAAGAUACUCAGAUGCAAUGCUCACACUAA